Lontra canadensis (Northern American river otter) is the source of this 4274-nucleotide messenger RNA. RefSeq names its product period circadian regulator 2 (gene PER2). The coding region runs from base 143 to 3952 and encodes 1269 amino acids. Gene Ontology annotation, cellular component: nucleus; cytoplasm. Gene Ontology annotation, biological process: entrainment of circadian clock by photoperiod; circadian regulation of gene expression; negative regulation of transcription by RNA polymerase II. The transcript is spliced from 23 exons. The record is from RefSeq and is a predicted model, not a curated record. Gene Ontology annotation, molecular function: transcription corepressor binding; transcription cis-regulatory region binding. NCBI's taxonomy places the organism in Eukaryota, Metazoa, Chordata, Mammalia, Carnivora, Mustelidae.
GUCACGUUUUCCACUAUGUGACAGCGGCGGCGGCGCUGCGGGGUAAGGGCUGCUGUCCGCGGCGGCUGUGGGGUGGACGGACGGACGCGCGGACGGACGCGCGGACCGGCGGGGACGCGGCUCGCUUCACUGCAGAGCCAACAUGAACGGAUAUGCCGAGUACCCCCCAAGCCCCGGUCCCCCUGUCCAGGAGCCAGAGGAGACUGAGCCCCGCGGAGCCCAGCUCCAGGAAGAUGUGCACAUGUGCAGUGGCUCCAGCGGGAAUGAAACUGAGGAGAACUGCUCCCCGGGGCAGGACUGCCGGGGCAGCCAGGAGCUGGGGAUGCUGGUGGGGCCGCCCAGCGCCCCCCCUGGUCCCAAUACCUUCGACCUCAUGAUGGCAAAGUCCGAACACAGCACGUCUGCAAGUGGCUGCAGCGAGCAGUCCGCCAAAGCAGACACGCACAAGGAGCUGAUAAAAACGUUAAAGGAGCUGAAGGUCCACCUGCCAGUAGACAAGAAGGCCAAGGGGAAAGCCAGCACACUGGCCACCUUGAAGUACGCGCUAAGGAGCGUGAAGCAGGUGAAAGCCAAUGAGGAGUAUUACCAGCUGCUCAUGUCCAGUGAGAACCACCCCUGCAGUGCCAACGUGCCCUCCUACACCAUAGAAGAGAUUGAGAGUGUCACCUCCGAGUUCAUUGUGAAGAAUGUGGGUAUGUUUGCUGCGGCCGUGUCCCUGGUCACUGGGAAGAUCCUGUACAUCUCUGACCAAGUUGCCUCCAUCUUCCACUGUAAAAGGGACGCCUUCUAUGGCGCCAGGUUUGUGGAGUUCCUGGCGCCUCAUGACGUGAGCGUGUUCCACGCCUCCACCACGCCUUACAAGCUCCCGCCCUGGAGCAUGUGUAGCGGAGCAGAUUCGUUUACUCAAGAAUGCGUGGAGGAGAAAUCAUUCUUCUGCCGCGUCAGCGUUGGGAAAACCCACGAGAACGAGAUUGACUACCACCCGUUCCGCAUGACACCUUACCUGGUCAAGGUGCGGGACCCGCAGGGCACCGGGGGCCAGCUGUGCUGCGUGCUGCUGGCCGAGAGAGUACACUCGGGCUACGAAGCCCCUAGAAUUCCUCCUGAAAAGAGAAUUUUUACGACCACACAUACACCAAAUUGUCUGUUCCAGGAUGUGGACGAAAGGGCGGUCCCCCUCCUGGGCUACCUACCUCAGGACCUGAUUGAGACCCCCAUGCUCCUGCAACUUCACCCGAGUGACCGGCCUUUGAUGCUCACCAUCCAUAAAAAGAUUGUACAAUCCGGUGGGCAGCCCUUCGACUAUUCUCCCAUUCGGUUCCGUGCCCGGAACGGCGAGUACGUCACUCUGGAUACCAGCUGGUCCAGCUUCAUCAACCCAUGGAGCAGGAAGAUCUCCUUCAUCAUCGGCAGACACAGAGUCAGGGUGGGCCCUUUGAAUGAGGACGUGUUCUCAGCUCAGUCUCCAGUGGAGGAGAAGGACCCGCCCCCCCGCAUUCAGGGGCUCACAGAGCAGAUCCACCGGCUGCUGCUCCAGCCUGUCCCCCACAGCGGCUCCAGCGGCUACGGGAGCCUGGGCAGCAACGGGUCCCACGAACAUCUCAUGAGCCAGACCUCCUCCAGUGACAGCAAUGGUCACGAGGACUCCCGCCGCAGGAGGACCGAAAUUUGUAAAAAUAAUGGCAACAUCAAAAACAAAAGUCAUCCUGGGGAAUCUGGAGAACAAAAGGAAAAAUCUGCAACAGAGACUCCGAGUAGUUCCUCUGCUCAGAUGAAAGCUGUCCCCGUGGAACAGGACAGCUCUGGUACUAGCCUGCCCGCGGGCGGCUCUCCUGAGGAGCUGGGCUGCAGGAACCCGCCCGCUGGCUCCUACCAGCAGAUCAGCUGCCUGGACGGUGUCAUCAGAUACCUGGAGAGCUGCAGUGAGGCGGCCACCCUCAAGAGGAAGUGUGAGUUCCCAGUGAACGUGGCAACGCAGGCCAGCGAUAAGCGACAGGCAGUGGCCAGCCCCCGGCUGCCUUCCGCAGAGACAGCGUCAUCCUCCAAGGUGAACAGCCACGCAGGGGUCAGCGCACACCUGCCAUCGCUGACGCUGCCCAGCAAGGCGGAGAGCGUUGUGUCCCUCACCAGCCAGUGCAGCUACAGCAGCACCAUCGUGCACGUGGGCGACAAGAAGCUGCAGCCUGAGCUCGAGCUGGUGGAAGAUGCCAUGAGCGGGCCUGAGUCUCUGGACGGACGGCCGUGCAUCCUGGGUGCGGAGAAGGAGCCCCUCAGGACGCUGGGCCUCACCAAGGAAGUGCUGGCCGCACACACCCAGAAGGAGGAACAGAGCUUCCUGCUCAAGUUCAAGGAGAUGCGGAAACUCACUAUCUUCCAGUCUCGCUGCCAUUAUUACUUACAGGAAAAGUCCAAGGGGCAGCUAAGUGAGAGAACUGCACCAGGACUAAGAAAUGCUUCUGGAAUAGAAUCAUCUUGGAAAAAAACUGGGAAGAAUAGAAAACUGAAGUCCAAACGGGCCAAGCCUCGAGACUCUUCUGAGAGCACUGGGUCUGGGGGCCCUGCACCCCACCGGCCCCCACUGAUGGGCCUGAAUGCCACAGCCUGGUCACCGUGGGACACGUCCCAGUCCAGCUGCCCCACGACGCCCUUCCCUGCCUCGGUGCCUGCUUACCCCCUGCCUGUGUUUCCAGCCCCAGGAAUCAUGCCCACACCAGGGAUGGUGGCGUCGGCACCCCUGGCUCCCCAGGCCAGCUUCGCGGUGCCUGCCGUGCCCAUGGACACCCAGCAUGAGUUUGCCAUCCAGCACCCGCCGUUCGCUGUCCCCUUGACCCCAGUCAUGGCAUUGGUGUUACCCAACUAUUCCUUCCCUUCAGUGACCCCCAGCCUGCCCCAGGCCUUCUUCCCAGGCCAGCCUAACUUUCUGUCGGAGAUGAUCCCUGCCUCGCAGCCUGAGCUCCCCGGCCGGACCUCACCCCACAAAGCGCCAUGCACAUGUCCUCUGUCAGAGCGUGGGCUGGCAGCUUCUCAUGCAGCCACCCCCAUGUACCCACCGUCUGCCUCUGGGCCCCCGGGCAGAGCCUCCCCUCCGCUCUUCCAGUCCCGAGGGAGCUCGCCUCUGCAGCUCAACUUGCUGCAGCUGGAGGAGGUCCCUGAGGGCAGCACCGCAGCCUCAGGAACGGCAGGACCCGCAGGGACAGCGGGGACAGCGGGUGCGGGGCCCGACUGCAGACCUUCCACAUCCUGGGACCGGCAGCCGAAGGCCUUGCCAAUCCGUGAGGAACCUGCAGAUGCCCGGAAUAGUGAUGCCCUCUCCACAUCCAGUGGCCUGCUCGACCUCUUGCUGCACAAGGACCUGUGCUCGGCCACAGGGUCAGCCCUAUCUGGGAGUGGAGCCUCUGCUACAUCCGACUCCCUGGGCUCAGGCUCACUGGGCUGCGCUACAUCCAGAAGUGGAGCAGGCAGCAGUGACACAGGUCACACCAGCAAGUAUUUCGGAAGCGUUGACUCUUCGGAGAAGAACCACACAGCGAAAGCGAAGGCAGAUAUGGAAGAAAGUGAACAGUUCAUCAAGUAUGUCCUGCAGGACCCCGUCUGGCUGCUGAUGGCCGACACGGAUGACAGCGUCAUGAUGACCUACCAGAUGCCUUCCCGGAAUCUGGAAACAGUGUUGAAGGAAGACCGGGAGAAGCUGAGAGCCAUGCAGAAGUCCCAGCCCCACUUCACUGAGGGCCAGAGGCAGGAGCUGCUGGACGUGCAUCCAUGGCUGAGGGGCGGUCGCCUGCCUGCCGCCCUGGACCUCACGGAAUGUGUUUACUGUGGGAACAAGGGACAAGACAACAUCUGCCCAACGUACGAGGAAGAUACUCCUCCUCUGGGUCUCAGUGAAGCCACAGACGCCAAAGAGGAGGAAAAUGGAGUCCCCUUGAGUCACAGAAGUGAAGAGCGGACCUAGCUCUCCUCCCCGUGCCCCGACAGCUCGUGAUCUACGUUAGAUGGUGCUCAGAAGCGAUGAAAGAUUUUCAUAUCUGUUUGUAAUGAAAUGGACAGAUAAACUUAUCGCUUUUUUUGUUUUAGAAAAAAACAUAGUUUUCUGAAGGAAUGAUUUAAAACUGUGGAGAGUGGGAAGGGUCGGGGAGGAAAUACACUUUGGUAUUUAAAACAUAAAUACAGAGUUUGGGACAGAUUUCAUUAUUCCUUAACUUGAGAAAGCUGGAAUGCCCUCAGCACGCAGCAGGGAGGUUGCCCUAGGGCUCUUAGAGGUCUGUGCCCCAAGG